UGAGAAAGGAUUUCCCUUGCUAGCUAGGGUUCCAAAAAAUAUCCACCACAGAGCGAGGGAGGAGUCUUUUCUUUUCCAAAGAUGCCGAAGAACAAGGGAAAGGGAGGAAAGAAUCGGAAGAGGGGAAAGAACGAAGCCGACGACGAGAAGCGGGAGCUUAUUUUCAAGGAGGACGGACAGGAGUACGCCCAGGUGCUCCGCAUGUUAGGUAACGGCCGAUGCGAGGCCCUCUGCAUCGACGGAAGCAAGCGCCUCUGCCAUAUCCGUGGGAAGAUGCAUAAGAAGGUCUGGAUCGCUGCCGGUGAUAUCAUUCUUGUCGGGCUCAGGGAUUACCAGGAUGAUAAGGCUGAUGUUAUUUUGAAGUAUAUGCCUGAUGAGGCCAGGCUGUUGAAGGCCUACGGUGAGUUACCGGAGAACACGAGGUUGAACGAGGGGAUUGCUGGUGGGAUUGAUGAGGAGGAUGAAGGCGGCGCCGAUGAUUACAUCGAGUUUGAGGAUGAGGAUAUCGAUAAGAUCUAAUUUUUUUUUUUUAAUGUUAUCGCUAUUUGCUUUUAAUUAUGUGGUGAUGAAUGUUAAGUAUUGCCUUUAGAUUUUCUUCUGUACUAUGAAUGUUUAAUUAUGCAAUAAUAGCUGAAUUGCAAA
Rubroshorea leprosula is the source of this 642-nucleotide messenger RNA. The record is from the annotation of a GenBank genome assembly. NCBI's taxonomy places the organism in Eukaryota, Viridiplantae, Streptophyta, Magnoliopsida, Malvales, Dipterocarpaceae.